CAGGGUGAAUAAAUUAUUAUUAUAAUAAAUACUAUAUAAUUUAUUCAUUAAUAAUUUGUGACCUAAUAUAUUAAUAAUUUCAUUUCCAUCAUUAUCAUUUUCAUCUAUUAUACAGCAUAGUGAAUUACAGUACUCUGGAAUUUACUAUGUGUUCAGUCAUUCAUAAAGACAUUCAUUGAUAUUCAUGGGGUUGAAUGCUCAUUGGUUGGUUUGAGAGUGUGAAAGGUCAAAGGUGUUUGUGUCAGAAUGGGUGCGGUUUGAAGGUGUAUGAUUGGUUGAUAUUUCAGUGUGAGAAGUGUGUGAGUGGUUUUACUAGUUUGGUACCAAAUACGCAUGCUUGGCGCCAAACACCCUUAAUAACUCACUCCACCCUAAGACAGCCAGGAGGAAGGAUGAAUUUAUCUCCUCUCCAAAUAUAAAGUCUCUCAUUUAUGAUUAAUGAAGACGAUGUAAUAUCUGUCUAAUCGGUCACCUUUAAUUAUUAUUCUUGUAAUAUCCAUCAUCAAUAGUAAUUGAUACAUCAUAGAUAAAGAAAAGAACCCACCAGCUGUGUUAUUGUUGUCUAUUAAUGGAGUUUUAGAUAAAAUACGGCUGUGACAAUGGCGCCCAACCGUGUGAUUUCAAUUACAAAAGAAUCUAUAUUUAUAAGGUGAUUCGAUCUUAACGGUGGAAAAAUCAUCAAUCCAUUUAUUCAUUCUUCUUUUAUUAUCAUUCAUUAUGUGAAUUCACCAUUUCAACACUGUGUUUUGUGUUUGUGAGUUUUACUCAGAGGCCUAACUUCUUCGGAGAAUGUACCGUUAUGCCCCGUGCACUUAAUCUACAUAUUUGUGACGUCACAGACACAUGAACCUAGGUUACUUUCGUUUUCGCUGGAUAUCCGAGGAUCUUCACCGCUGGAACUCGUUUUCUGGACGACACUGGACCAAUGACUGUUUUCCACGGAUUCUGUGACUUUAUUUAACUCUUAAUCUUAAUAUUUUCAUUGUGUUUGUUUAAAUUGCAUUCUGUGAUAUAUUGUUUAUUUUCAUGUGCAUGGUAUGAACGUUGCAUGACGAGUGUGUAAAAUUUCUAAAAGUUAAUAGUAUCACUUAAACAGUUAAAGUAAGUAAUUUAUAGCAAUACAGUUAUUGACAUUCAUAACAUCCCUGCAUGUUUCUUAACAAGAUGCACUACUAACAACAGGUACUUAAUCACGAUUGUGUUUUGAAAGAUAGAGGAAAUUCCAGUUAGCAGGUGCGAGGUGAGAAAUAGAGUAUAGCUGUUGUCAGGAGAACCUGGUACUAAAAUUAGGUGUCAUAUUCAGUUCAUAUCUCAGCUUAUAUCAUCAUCAAAUCAUAUCAUACAAAUCUGUCAUCAAACAUUAACCAGUCUAAUUGAAUUUUUGUGUUUUGCAGGUGCUACUUGUUAUAGGGUACAGUACCUAUUGCCAGCUGAUUUAUCUGAUUACUUUAGCGUGAUCUUUACUUAAUAAUUUGUUGCAGGUAUUCCAAUUUUUGCAGGAAAAGAAGAAGUGAAAGCAUUGUUUAUUUUCAUAUUUUUCAUUAUUUAGUUUAUUUGUAUUUAAUUGUAAAUUUUCCUUUGUUCAUCUAGGUAUAUAUGAGCAACAGCAAAUUAUUGAAGUAUUUAGAAAGACCAAUCAUAUCCAAGUCUGUAUUUAGUAGAUCAAUAUUAAUUAGUGAUAGUAAGGGUUAUUAUUUAAAGAAACAUUUAGAUUUGUUGAAACAUAAUAGAUUAUUUGUGCAAUUUGAAUGUAGACCAGGAGCUCGUUUCGCCGAUUUCUAUCCGUGGCUGAAAAGAAAUUUACCGGGUCUUGUACAGCAAUACGGCCAGAUUACGCUUUAUAUUUGGCUGGGAACUUGCGAUAUUACCCAGAAGUCUGGAAAAUGUAUUGAUUUAAGGUACGUAAAUUCUGCUUUGUGUGUACAAAAUAUCAUUCAUUAUAUUGAUUUGUUUGUAUCUUUUAUCAAUCAGUUCAAAGAGGUUACACCUGUAUUUUUGGACAUUCCUCCAUAUUCAAUUGUGGAAUGGAAUAAAACAAAAUUUCACAGUAAUCCUGAAAAUUUCAAAGAUCAAGACAAAACUUUGAAUGAAAUCAUUGGCAUCCUGAAUGAUUACAUCAGGAAUGUAAAUUCUACUUAUCGUGUUUCUGGGCCUAGAUUUAAACUUGAUUUAUUGAAAUACAGGAAAGAAAAAGGCAAGUGCCAACGUAUUUCAUACAAUUUUCAGUUGUACAUAGAUGGAGUUCAUCCAGGCUCUUUGUUAGGAAGAGUAUGGUUGAAAAGACUGAUUGAAUACAUUUUUAUUAAUUCAUCAUAAUGUUUACUUAGAUACUGUUAUGUUUUAUUGGUGCAUUAUUCCGAGGCAGGUUCGUCUCUGUUGGUAGGGACAGACCCAAUCACAGAAAAUAUCCCUGUUUCAUAUAAAUUGUACCAUAGAUUUUAUUGUCAGAUAUACAUAUACAUGUCUCACUGCUAGGUCAAUAUUGGAAGGGACUGACCCAAUCAUAUAAACAUACCUGUGCAGUUGUUACUUGUAUAUUGUAUAAAAUUAAGUAGUCAUUAGUUUUAUCAAUCUUAGAUUAUGGCUACUGGAAACGAUAAAGGUAAUGGUGAUGGUACAGGUGAAGAAGGGGAAGAAAUUUCUAUUAAACAGCACAUAGAUGAAGUAAACAAAGAUCCAAACUAUAAGGUUCUAACAAAAGAGGAAUAUAAAAUAUUAGUAAAUGCAGGUCUUAAACAAGAGCAAAAGACAAGUACUCCUUUUAAAAGUCCAGGUUGGCAUCCAUUUUCUCCAAUGUCAAAGUUACUCAAUACAAUGGGUGAUUCCAAAAACCUUGGUAAUGUCUCCAUGUUUCAAGGUAAUCAAUAUCCCACCCCUAAAUUACCAACAUUUAGUGGAACAGAUGAGCCACAGAAAGGGGAAGUUAGGUAUGAGGUUUGGAAUUUUGAAGUAAAGUGCUUACUAAAUUCAAAUCAGUACCCAGAACAUAUUCUACUUCAAGCCGUGAGAAAUUCUCUGAAAGGUUUAGCUAGAAGUAUGUUAGUGUCAGUUGGGGAUAAAGCUUCUAUCCAAGACAUUUUGAGAAAAUUAGAUGGAUUUUUUGGCAAUGUCGCCUCAGGCGAAAAGCUGAUGCAGUCAUUCUACAAUGAUUGUCAAAAAGAGGGGGAAUCUAUUGUUGUAUAUGCUUCUAGAUUAGAAGACACAUUAUCAAAAGCGAUCAAAUUUGGUCACAUUGGGAACGAAGCUAGAGAUGGGAUGUUAAGAAGCAAAUUUUGGACUGGUUUAAGUAAUCAACAAUUAAAACAAAGCACAAGACAUCUGUUUGACACUAUUAAAAAUUUUGAAUCUUUGCUUAGGGAAAUCAGAAAAGUGCAAGAGGAGAUAACAUCUCAAAGGAGUACAGGGACAACAAAGCAAGCAAGACAGGCAUUCCAACAAGCAGAGAGAGCAGAGACUACACCAUCAUCAGACCUGCAGAAAGAAUUACAGACAAUAGUAAGAACAAUGGAAAGGUUAGAACAGAAAAUUGACAGUAAUACAAAAAGUUUCCAACAAUUGAACAAAAGAGUUUAUGACUUAGAAAUUAAUACACAGAGACAACAAAGUUUUUAUUCAAAUAGAGGUACAUUUACAAGGGGUAGAUUCAACUACUCAAACAGAGGUUUUGGUCGAGGUCGUGGUCAAAGUCAAGGUCAAAUUCAAGGUCAAAACCAAGGUCAAAGCCAAGGUCAGAGUCAGGGUCAAAUCAAUAUAAACCAUCCCAAGUUGGACAGAAUUCAAAAAAAUACUAACCUCUUCUAUUGAAGGGCAGAUGGAGGAGGAAAACAAGGUUCAGGAAAGCCCUGUUAUUAGAAACACAAAUUCUGAAUCUAAAAAUUUGUUAUCAAGAAUGGUUGGACAUCAGAAUGAAAGUGUCAUAUUUGUAAAUAGUGUAGAAACAAAAGCUUUGAUUGAUACUGGAUCAAUGGUCACUUGUAUGUCUGAAAAUUUUUACCAAUCUUUACAAAACAAACCAGAGUUGCAUAAUAUAGAAGACUUUGAACUCAAAGUUUAUAGUGCAGAAGGGAAUUCUUUACCAUUUUCUGGAUAUAUUGAAGUAGAAUUACAAAUUCCAUUUUUGUCCUUGAAUCCUUUUUAUGUACCAGUUCUAGUUACAAAAGGAACUGAAUACAACA
Messenger RNA from Saccostrea cuccullata (small rock oyster), 4175 nucleotides. RefSeq lists its product as uncharacterized. The transcript is spliced from 2 exons. Lineage: Eukaryota; Metazoa; Mollusca; Bivalvia; Ostreida; Ostreidae. The record is from RefSeq and is a predicted model, not a curated record. The coding region runs from base 2581 to 3804 and encodes 407 amino acids.